Messenger RNA from Pararge aegeria (speckled wood butterfly), 1533 nucleotides. Its product is annotated as putative malate dehydrogenase 1B. Gene Ontology annotation, biological process: malate metabolic process; oxaloacetate metabolic process; tricarboxylic acid cycle. Lineage: Eukaryota; Metazoa; Arthropoda; Insecta; Lepidoptera; Nymphalidae. Gene Ontology annotation, molecular function: L-malate dehydrogenase (NAD+) activity. The record is from RefSeq and is a predicted model, not a curated record. The transcript has 5 exons. Bases 18 to 1526 code for a protein of 502 amino acids.
UCUUACACUAAAACAAUAUGGGUAUUCGUAUUGUAAUUGCUGGAGAAUCUCAGUGCAAUUUGUUCGCAGAGAUUUGUUUGGUAGCUGAUUACUUAUCUCAAAACCUACCCAUAUUUUGCUACGAAAGUAUUGAAAAACCUGUGGCAGAAUGGAAGCCGUGGCUAUUUAAAUUAAACCAAAAUUAUAAAUGGCACCAUAUCGAAUCACCUGUUGUUUGGAAAGAGCUACUAAUGACUGGAAGUGCUCCGAUUUACAUAGGAGGAGCCAGUGAGUUUCUGGAAUAUAUUCAUUCCUACUACCAAUUUGAUGUUUUUAUUGCACCAAAAAGAUUUGAUCAUCUAGUAGAUUAUAGUGACCAAUUUCAAAAGAAAAUAAAACAGGAAGUUCAAACUGAAAAGAAAUUUAGUAAUUCUGAGUAUUUUGAAAGGAUUGAGAAAACUAGUUACACGGUAUGCAUUUCUGGGGCUGGAAAUCCUUUAGCCAUGUUUUUAAUAUCUGGGCUUUUGGAGACAUUUGGAAAAAUGAGAUUUUCUAAAAUAUACUUGUAUGACGAAGUCUGCUCACAACGUUUAAUGGAUUUUAUAGAAAAUGAAUGUAAUUACAUAGAGUCCGAUUAUUCGGGGAAAAUUGUAAAAUAUACAGAGAAGAUUGGAGUUGCCCUAACAAAUUCAGAUCUUUUAAUAUUAUUAAACUAUGUACCAUUUCGGUCAACGUAUUCCAUAGGAGAUUGGCUUUACAAGAACAAAAAACUCAUGGAAAGCAUGGCAGUUAAAAUAAAUGCUACUGCUUCACAGAAUAUGUAUAUUAUUUUACCAAACUUAGGACCUGCUUGCUAUAAUGCGACUAUACUCGCGAAUUCAUUAAAUAAAAUUGAUAAAAAUAAUAUAGUUGUAGUAACAUCGGAUUUAGGACUGGAUAUAUUACCAGUUGCCGCUGAGAUAGCGGAGGUACCUUUAAGAAAUUUGUUUUGUCCGCCAGUUUGGGGCUUCGUUGGUAUAAAUCAUCUGGCUGAUAUCCAGACAACAUUUCAUAAAUAUAAUAGUUUUGACCCUUAUGAUAGACACACAAAGGUGAGGAGUUCUACUCUAUGUAUUGGAACACUUACACCGGAAAUACGGACAAUGGAAUACUUGAUGUUUUUUGAUGAACGUUUGUGGAAAACUGUUGCUGAUAGAAAAGUAAGUAGUUCUGAGAGAAAGUUGUCCAUAAAUAAAGCUGUGGCAGUCUUAAAUUUAGUAAAAAUAUGGCUUUUUGACCGUAAUUCUAAUUACAUAGUAAAUUUAGGCAUUAAAUGUGAUGGAUCUUUUGGACUUAAUUUUAAGGGAUAUUUUUCUCAACCGGCUCAGUUGGUUAAUGGAGCGUGGAAACCGGCAAGUCAUUUUAUUCUUCCCAGAGAUCCACUAAUGAAAAUAUCAUAUUUAGAACGCAUGGCAGAAAUUGUAAUGAACUUGAAAAAAACUGAUUUGCCACAAGUAGCAGAAUACACUCCUUGCAUUUGUAAAGUGAAAGUGAAAAUCAACCUUUAGUAAGGUA